AUGGCCACCGAGGGCUACUAUCGCCACAUGUUGGCACAGCUUCAGAGUGAAUUCUCGCGUUCUGUUGAAGCUUUUGAGAAACAAGUGACGGUUUUAACACGUCAUAAUACCCUAUUAACAGCUGAAUUAACGCACACAAAAGAACAACAAAAGGAAUGGGCCGUACAAGCGUCGGAAACGAUGAAACACCUUCACGAAAAACUCGAACGUCAAGCGGCUGAGGCGCUUGACAUACAGAGACAAGGUGCCGAGAGAGAAGAAGCAUUACGGAUGGAAAUUGCAGCGCUCAAGAGUUUAGUACAGCAUGAAACGGACUAUUGGACGAGAUAUGACGAAAUCAAUCGACAAGAACGAGAGCAGCGGAUGAACCAAGUCGCUCAAGCAAAUGCUGAGCUUAAACAGUAUCAGGAACAGAAUCAGAUGCUGAAAAACGAGUUGACGAGACUCCAGACUCGCGUCGAUACAGCUGUUGCUUUGAGUACGAGCUUGGAACAACGUCUUGAGGGUGUAGUCAAAGAAAAGGAGGAAAGUUUACAAGAACUGGAGCUUCAAGUGACGCGGUAUAAAAAGAAAUUGCAUGACAAGCGCGUGCAGAAAAAAUAUCUGACGGAAGCGUUGGUGAGAUUGCAAGAGAGACAAGAGGAGAGUUCACGAUGUAGGACUGAGACAGAGGACAUGAUGGGGAAAUCAAGUGACGAGAUACGACGUGUGAGAAAACGAGAACUGACGUUGCCAGAGGAAUUGAAAGCUGCAACAACAACGAAGACGAUGUUGAAAAGUAAAAGGCUCAUGUCAUCACGAGCAGGGACGUCACCAACGUCGUCUAGUCCGGAAAUCUCGCCACGAUCGGCACGUUCAUCACCGUAUCAACGCGCUCCGUCAGUAGCAACGACAACGCCAACGGCGUCUGAUGGAAAUAGCUUUAACAGCAGCAGUGGAAGUUUACGGAGUAUACGAAGUUUACGAAAUGUAACAGGACGACGGAUUAGUAGUAGGAACAACAGUGAUAGUGACAAUAUGGACGGCGGUUCCAGAACAAAUGGAGCACAACGUCAAGGGUCAAACCCAUCGGGAAGACUUGAACGGGAGCUUAAUGGUUUACGACGAAAACUUGACUCGUGUAUGGCGGACACUGCUGCACGGUGGUGA
Molecule: messenger RNA, 1149 nt
Organism: Peronospora farinosa
Lineage: Eukaryota; Oomycota; Peronosporomycetes; Peronosporales; Peronosporaceae
Source: the annotation of a GenBank genome assembly